AUUAUUUAUGGCAACUCGUUCUUUAGUACCUACUUUUAUUAUGAAAACAUUUGAAAUGCUGGAUGUAUAAAUUAAUUGGAGAUUAGGAUUAAUCAAUAUCACAUAUUGUAUCAUGGACUGAACAUGGAUUAAGUUUUGUAGUAAAGAGUCAAAAACAAUUAUAACAAUAAGUUCUCCCUCAUUAUUUUAAACAUAGAAACUAUUCUAGUUUUUUAAGGUAAUAUAAAUCUUAUUGUAGAUAACUCAAUUUAUACAAUUUUAAGAAAAGCAAACAUGAAGAUGGAUAAGAAUUUAAACAUAAAUGUUUCAGAAAAGGAGUAAAGUAUGUAAAUUAUAAUAAAUCAUAUAAUAGACAAAUGUUACAAUUUAUUAAAAGGAGAAAUAAUGAUGAUAGUAAUUAAGAAACUGUUAAUCCAAAUCAACCAUGUACUCCUAAAUCUUUUAAUAUAGCUGCAAAAUUAAAGGAAGAGUAAAAUAUUCUAAGAACAUGUGCAUCUGAUAUAAAGGAUACUAAUAGUAGAUUAGAUGAAGAUAUGUAAAUUUUAAAAUAAAAAAGCAGUGUUCUUCUUGAAGAAAUGUGGAAUCUAAAAAAAGUAAAUUUAUUAUCUUAAUUUAAGCUUUUACAUAGUUAAUUUGAUUAGGUCAAUCAUAAAUUGGAAAGAAUCGAUAUAAUCAUAGGCGCAAUGUCUUAACAUAAAAAAUUUAAAAGUAUUAUUAUUAAAUAUAUGAUAGAUAUUUCUCAAUAUUUUACUACUAAAUUUUUAUAAAAUGAAUUAUAAACUUUAGAAACCAAUUUAAAUUAACCAUUAUUCGAAUCUCCUAAAUAAGAUAUUGAUGAUUAAGAAUAGAUUAAAGCCUUAUUUGAGGAAUUACAAAAUCUAAGUAAACCUAUUCAUUUUGAUUGA
Molecule: messenger RNA, 905 nt
Organism: Paramecium sonneborni
Lineage: Eukaryota; Ciliophora; Oligohymenophorea; Peniculida; Parameciidae
Source: the annotation of a GenBank genome assembly